GUCACAGUCAGCCAGCGCAGGGCGACUUCACAGAGCAGUAAAGGUCCUUCCACUUGGGGACCUCGCAGGGCAGCCUGCAGUCCCGGAGAUACACAUGUUCAGGAUCAGGAUGUACAACCUGGCGGACUGUGUUUUGUGUGCAGUGAAUGUGGAAGAACCUUCAGGUACAAAUCUUUACUUGCUAUCCACCAGAGAUUCCAUACUGCGGAAAGACCUCAUGAGUUCGGCAAAGGUGGGAAAUCCAUUAGGCAAAGGUCUAUCCUUAGUCAAAAUGGAAGGACUCACACUGGGUCCAGGCAGAACACGUGCAGCAAAUGUGGGAAAUCCUUCAGCCACAAAUCUAUGCUCAUUCAUCCUGGGACAGGGCACAGCAGAGGAAAUGAUUCUGUUUGCAGUGUAUGUGCAAAAUCUGUUAGCCAUAGUUCAGUUUUAAUUACUCAGAGGGUUCAACCUAGAAAAAGGCCUUAUAAGUGUGACAACUGUGCAAAAUGUUUUACUUCUAUCUCUGUUCUGAAAUAUCAUCAGAGAUCUCAUGCAGGGGAAAGACCUUAUCAGUGCAAGGAGUGUGGGAAGUCUUAUAUCUCCAGUACUGGCCUCCGUUAUCAUUGCAGAGUUCACACUGGAGACAGGCCUUAUAAGUGCCAUGAAUGUGACAAAUCUUUUUUCUCUAGAUCUGAUCUCCAGUAUCAUCACAGAGUUCACACUGCAGAGAAACCUUAUCAGUGCAAUGAAUGUGGCAAGUCCUUUUUCCAAAGAAACAUCCUCAAUGCACACAUAAAGAUUCACUCAAGUGAAAGGCCUUAUAAGUGUAAUGAAUGUGGGAAAUCUUUUAAGUGUAAGGCAACAUUCAUUAAACACCAGAGAGUUCACACAGGAGAAAGGCCUUAUGAAUGCAGUGAAUGUGGAAAAUCUUUUAGUACAAGUUCUGUCCUUCGUUCUCACCAGAGAAUUCACACUGGGGAAAGACCUUAUGAAUGUAGGGAAUGUGGGAAAUCUUUCACCACUAGUUUUGUCCUCCAUAAUCACCAGAGAGUUCACACUGGAGAGAGGCCUUAUGAGUGCAGUGAAUGUGGCAAAUCUUUUACUGCUAGUUCUGCACUCCAUUAUCACCAGAGAGUUCACAGUGGAGUGAAGCCUUACGAAUGCAGUGAAUGUGGCAAAUCUUUUACAACUAGUUCUGCCCUCCAGUGUCAUCAGAGAGUUCACACUGGAGAAAGGCCUUAUGAGUGCAGUGAAUGUGGGAAAUCUUUUACCACUAGUUCUGUCCUCCAUGAACACCGGAGAGUUCACACUGGAGAAAGGCCUUAUGAAUGCAAUAAAUGUGGGAAAUCUUUUACUGCGACUUCUGCCCUUCGUUAUCACCAGAGAGUUCACACUACAGAGAGGCCUUAUGAGUGCAGUGAAUGUGGCAAAUCUUUUUUCUCGUUGUCUGACCUCCAGUGUCACCAGAGGGUUCACACUGGAGAAAGGCCUUAUAAAUGUGGUGAAUGUGGUAAGUCCUUUCUCCGAAGAAAUAGCCUCAAUGUACAUAUAAAAGUUCACUCAGGUGAAAGGCCUUAUAAAUGUAAUGAAUGUGGGAAAUCUUUGAACUAUAAGUCGACAUUCAUUCAACACCUGAGAAUUCACACAGGAGAAAAGCCUUAUGUCUGCAAUGAAUGUGGGAUGUCUUUUAGUCAUAGUCGUGCCCUCCGCAUUCAUCGUCACUGUCACCUUGAAAGAAGUCCUUAUGAGUGUACUCAGUGUGGGAAAUCUUUUACUUCUAAUUCUUCCUUCCUUUCACACCAGAGAAUUCACACUGGAGAAAAGCCUUAUGAGUGUAGUGAAUGUGGGAAGUCUUUUACUGCUCGUUCUCUCCUCCGUUCUCACCAGAUUGUUCAUACUGAAGAAAAACCUUAUGAGUGCAGUGAAUGUGGCAAGUCCUUCCCCCGAAGAACUACCCUCAAUGCACACAUAAAGGUUCACUCAGCUGAACGGCCUUAUAAGUGUAAUGAAUGUGGGAAAUUCUUGAAGUAUAGAUCGACAUUCAUAAAACACCAGAGAAUUCACACAGGAGAAAGGCCUUAUGAGUGCAGCGACUGUGGGAAGUCUUUUAUCAGUCAUCCUGCUCUUAUUUAUCAUCGCAAGAGUGCACACAAGAGAAAUGCCUUAUGAAAGAUGUGAAAGUGGGAAAUCUUUCAACUAA
Messenger RNA from Suricata suricatta (meerkat), 2182 nucleotides. Its product is annotated as zinc finger protein 658B-like. The record is from RefSeq and is a predicted model, not a curated record. The transcript has a single exon. Bases 343 to 2151 code for a protein of 602 amino acids. NCBI's taxonomy places the organism in Eukaryota, Metazoa, Chordata, Mammalia, Carnivora, Herpestidae.